Molecule: messenger RNA, 852 nt
Organism: Neoarthrinium moseri
Lineage: Eukaryota; Fungi; Ascomycota; Sordariomycetes; Amphisphaeriales; Apiosporaceae
Exons: 3
Coding region: 1-852 (283 amino acids)
Biological process (GO): phospholipid translocation; retrograde transport, endosome to Golgi
Cellular component (GO): trans-Golgi network; endosome
Source: RefSeq, a predicted model, not a curated record
AUGCCGUUCCUACAGACGCUGGCCGGCUACGCCGCGCCAAUCUUCCUCAUCUCGUCGCCGAUCAUCUCGUACGCCGACCAGGCCAUGGCGAUGCACCGCAAGAGGUCGAGCGCCGGCUUCUCGCUCGACAUCCCUCUGAUCAUGCUCGUGGCCUGCAUGUUCAGGAUCUUCUACUGGUUCGGCGCGAAAUACGACAUUGCCCUGCUCAUCCAGGCCUUUACAAACAUCUUCAUGCAGGUUAUCUUGCUCAAGAUUGCCCUUGACCACCGCCCGUCCCAUUCCUCGCGCGGCGGCGACGCUGCCCUUCCCUUCGCUGGCUCCCAGGACGGAUUCAUGGGGAUACAAAGACCUUACAACUUCUGGCAGUGGCGGUCUCCCAAGCCAUACUGGCAAUUCCUGCUAUACCUAUUCAUCACCUUGACCGUCCUCGAGCUGAUCAUCGCCCCCUUCGAUUCGUUAUAUCCUACAUACUGGGGGCUUCUCGGAAUCAUCGGCCUGGGAGUCGAGGCAACCUUGCCCAUCCCUCAGUUGCUGGCCAAUGCGAGGUCGCAGUCGUGCCGCGGGUUCCGCCUCUCCCUGUUGGUCAGCUGGAUCCUCGGAGACACACUGAAGAUGUACUGGUUCUUCACGUCCACCACCGAGAUCCCUCUGGCCUUCAAGGUGUGUGGUAUGUUCCAGGCCGGGUGCGACCUGAUGCUCGGCGUCCAAUACCUCAUGUAUGGCGAGAAUGAGCCCGCCAGCAGGCCCCAGCAGUGGCCUUAUGCUGGCAUGAAGCCGCACCUUCCUCGCAUGUCCAGUGGGAGGUCAACGCCCACUGGGAGGAGGACUCCUCUGGGGGAGAAGACAUAUUAG